AUGAGACUUUCGUGGGGAUUCAUUUUUUCUCUGGUUUUUUCUUUGUAUAAAGUAAAUGCUACGGCAGAAUUAGGAUCGGAUAUAAAUGUGGAAAAUGAGAAACCACCUGAAGGCCUAUCCUGGGAAGAAUGGCAUAUGGACCACGAGCAUCAGUUGAAGGAUUAUACGCCCGAGAUUUUCUUUGCUCUGCAUGAUGUUAAAAAGAAGGGAUAUCUAGAUGCAAACGAUAUUUUAUCCCUGUAUGGGUUGAACCGCGAGGAAGUCGUGGGUACCGGUGAUGGUAUGGGACAACAUGAUGAGUCUGAAAAAGUCGAUAAUUCAAUGGCUGAGCGUGCCGUUGACUUAAUUAUGACGCUAUUUGACCUUGAUGAUGACAUGAAAAUCACAAAGAAAGAAUAUCUAGAGUUUGCUGGUAAAAAAGGCAGAUUCCCUGAUAUUGGCGUUGGCGUGGGUCAUCAUUCCGAUUUUGAACUAGAAUAUGAAAUACAUCACUGGAACAAGUUUCACAAGGACAAAGAUCCACAAGUUAAGGUCGUCCACAAGGAGGAUAUUGAACACGAAUUGCUCCACCACGAACAUGAAAUAGAGCAUGAAGAGGAAGUUCAAAGGGGUGCAUCUAGAUCUACUGUAAUAACGGAUGACGAGCUAGAAUCCAGAAUAAAGUUGGAAAACAUACCUGAAAAAUUCAAGAAUGGGAUUUUUUAA
Molecule: messenger RNA, 705 nt
Organism: Saccharomyces kudriavzevii IFO 1802
Lineage: Eukaryota; Fungi; Ascomycota; Saccharomycetes; Saccharomycetales; Saccharomycetaceae
Gene: SSP120
Product: nucleobindin SSP120
Exons: 1
Coding region: 1-705 (234 amino acids)
Cellular component (GO): extracellular exosome; endoplasmic reticulum-Golgi intermediate compartment
Molecular function (GO): calcium ion binding
Source: RefSeq, a predicted model, not a curated record